Molecule: messenger RNA, 5429 nt
Organism: Notothenia coriiceps (black rockcod)
Lineage: Eukaryota; Metazoa; Chordata; Actinopteri; Perciformes; Nototheniidae
Gene: ap4e1
Product: adaptor related protein complex 4 subunit epsilon 1
Exons: 21
Coding region: 166-3537 (1123 amino acids)
Biological process (GO): intracellular protein transport; vesicle-mediated transport
Cellular component (GO): membrane coat; AP-4 adaptor complex
Source: RefSeq, a predicted model, not a curated record
CCGACUUGCAAGCUAGCAUUUUACCUCUUAUGAUAUUUUUAACUGUUUAACAAUAGAUUUUCCCUGACUCUGUUUACGAAACUCUUACUGAGAUGGAUAGAUGAUUAAAUAAGUGUAUUAAGAAAGAAACAAAACUGCUUCCAGGACCCUGUUCUCGGUGACAAAAUGAGCGAUGUUGUGGAGAAAACCCUGACAGCUCUGCCGGGUCUGCUGUCUCUAGACUCCCAGCCUGGAUCCAAUAAACUGUCCUCCAGCUCGAAGCUAGGAAACCUCAUCAGAGGGGUCACCGAGCUGACCUCCAAACAUGAGGAGGAAAAACUGAUUCAACGUGAGCUAACAUCCAUCAAAGAACAGGUUUCCUCCCCCAACACAUCCAUGAGGCAGAUGAAGGAGCUCAUGGUGAGAGCGAUCUACUGUGAAAUGCUCGGCUAUGAGGCUUCAUUCAGCUAUAUUCAUGCCAUCAAACUGGCUCAACAAGGCACCGCUCUGGAGAAAAGAGUCGGUUAUCUCGCUGUGUCUUUGUUCCUGAAUGAAAGUCAUGAGCUGCUUCUUCUUCUUGUGAACACUGUAUUAAAGGAUCUUCAGAGCACAAACCUCAUUGAGGUGUGCAUGGCUCUAACUGUUGUCAGCCAGAUGUUUCCCAAAGAUAUGAUUCCUGCAAUCCUUCCUCUGGUGGAGGAGAAACUAAACCACCCAAAGGAAAUCAUUCGAAGAAAAGCAGUCCUGGCACUGUAUAAAUUCUACCUAAUAGCACCGAAUCAAGUUCAACACAUCCACAACAAGUUUCGCAAAGCUCUGUGUGACAAGGACCCCGGCGUCAUGACGGCUUCACUACACAUCUACUUACAGCUGAUCGAGGAGAAUCCAGAAGGUUAUAAGGACCUGACGACAAGUUUUGUCACCAUACUGAAGCAAGUGGUGGGAGGAAAACUGCCCAUGGAUUUCAACUAUCACAGUGUUCCUGCUCCAUGGCUGCAAAUUCAGCUCCUCAGAAUACUGUGCUUACUUGGGAAGAAUGACCAGAGUACAAGUGAGAUCAUGUAUGAAGUCCUCGACGAGUCCUUACGAAGAGCAGAGAUUAAUCAUAACAUCACCUAUGCAAUAUUAUUUGAGUGUGUAAAAUGUAUUUACACAAUUCAUCCCAAAUCGGAACUUUUGGAAAAAGCUGCAAAGUGCAUUGGCAACUUUGUUCUGUCAUCGAAGAUUAACCUCAAAUAUCUCGGCUUGAAGGCCCUCACCUACGUGGUCCAGCAGGAUCCCAAACUGGCCCUGCAGCAUCAGAUGACCAUCAUCGAGUGUCUCGAUCACCCCGACCUCAUCAUCAAGCGUGAGACUCUGGAGUUACUCUUUCGGAUCACCAAUGCCCAGAAUGUCACAGUCAUCGUGGAUAAGAUGCUGGAGUUUCUGCGCAUCAACAAAGAUGACUACACCACCAUUGACCUGGUGGGGAAGGUGGCAGAACUGGCGGAAAAAUAUGCACCGGACAAUGAGUGGUUCAUUGAGACCAUGAGCACGGUGUUUUCAGUGGGAGGAGACACGAUGCAGCCGGACAUCCCCAACAGUUUCCUGAAACUCCUGUCUGAGGGGUUUGACAGCGUGGAGGAAGACAGGAAGUUGAGGCUGUUUGCUGUGGAUUCGUAUGUUUCUCUGCUGCAAGGAGAGCCUGGCAAACUGCCUCAGCGCUUCCUCCAAGUCAUCAGCUGGGUCCUUGGGGAAUACUCCUGUUUGAGAGCGGACCUUGAAGUGGACACAGUCCUGAGGCUGCUGGCCAAGCUGUUGGACAUGAAGACCACCAGCAGUGAGACUAAGAGCUGGGUCCUCAUGGCCAUGACUAAGCUCUGUGAGGGAGGGGCCGGUGUCUCUGUGGUUCGGGGGGUCUCUGAGACAUACAGCAGCUCUCUGGACACGGUGCUGAGGCAGAGGGCCCAGGAGCUGCAGCACCUCAGCCAGGACCCGGAGCUACGAGCCCGGGUGUUACCCCGACACACCGGCCUGGAGCCCCUGGAGGUGGAUUCCUCUCUUUCAUUUCUGGAUGGAUUUGUGUCAGAGGCGUUGGCUGCUGGCGCUGCUCCAUACAAGCCUCCGCACCAACGGCAGGAGGAACUAGCUCAGGCCAAAGCGCUGAGCCUGGAGCCAUACGGCCUGUCCCUGCCCCUCAGCAUGUCCUCCUGCAGCAUGACAGACAGACAGUCUCCCAUGCUGCUGUCCAUCAGCUCCGGGCUGUCGGGCAAUAGCAAUGACCUCUCUCACAAAGGAGGCUCCUCUAGUCUGAAGCUGGAUGGUGUGAAGCGGGUUUGGGGGAGGGAGGGCUACCUGGCGCAGAGGGAACCCGCGGAGGAGUCAGCCCACGUGGAGGUCCCCAGUACCCUCCGGUCCCCCAGCCAGCAGGGAGGGGCUGACGGGUCACACAGCCAGACCCCCACCCCCACCCCCGAGCCCGAGCUAGAGAAACAGCAGCUGGCCUCGUCGCUGUUUGUGGGCCUCAGCUCCCACAGCUCUGUGUGUUUGAUGGGGAAAUCUGAGCCGACACCCCAGCGCUUCAGAAGAAAAGCCAGAAGUCCCGCCUCAUCCUCUGGUGCCAGCGAGAACAUAUCCCACUCCCUGGUCUCUCCACCGAUCACCGUGGAUACCCUGAUGUGUAACAACCUCCUGGACUCCCGCAUCACCUCCGAGCCGGACGUCUCUCCUCUGGAACAGACUAACGGCUCCUGUGAUGAAGAGCUGCCUGACAGUGACGUGAAGGGAAGCAGCCCCUCUCUCGUUGGGGAUGACGCUCUGGUUGCAGCUGAUCCGGCUCCACAUGAAGAGCCACCUAAAGACUUGUUGCUCAUUUCUUAUCUUCCUGCUGAACUCUCUGGACUCUCUCACUCAGAAAUCACUCCUCUGAGCUCCGACCAAAGCCUGGACCUCUCCGCCUGUCACGUGCAGAAAGAGGGUGAUUUAGUGCUGGUGGUUUUUAUCUACAACUCCUCUGACUCUGACAUCCAACAGAUUCUACUGGAGCUGGACUCAGAGGAACUUGAGGUGUCCUGUGAGUGUGACGGUGCAGUGGGGGGGGCGAGGGGCCACAGUGUAGCAGUGUGUCAGUACUCCCUGUCUGUGAAGAGACCCUCAGUCCACGUUGAACUGGUCGGGACGGUUUCUUACCAGUUUCCUGUCGGGACGCCUCAGUCGGUGCAGUUCUCGUACAAACUGCCUCUCUCCAGCUUCAUCAGACCUUUGACCCUGUCCACAGAGGAGUACGGGACGAUGUGGCUAGACUUCUCUCACGACACAAAGCAGAACCUGACGCUGAUCAGUGACGACCCUGAACCUCUCGCAGCUUCUCUGAGUGUGCUGAAGAAGAAACUCCAGCUUCAUGUCGUGGAAAUCAUAGGCAUGGAGGGCAUUGUAGCUUGCCGUCUCCUGCAGGAUCAGCCGUGUUUGAUGCACUGCCGCCUGCACGCCGGGACUCUGGCCGUGUGGCUGCGCUCUCCGGUCCCCGACCUGCCCGACUGCCUGAUGUACUUCUGUCAGAGAGCCUUACAGGAGCACUGACCCCCCCCCCCCAACACUGACGAGCAACACAAUCACCAAACACUGAAGAGGAAGUAGACAAUGUAGAUGCAUUUCAUCUUUAUAUGACUGUGUUAACCAUCUGUGUAUCUCUUCCACUACAACUACAACGUUUUGUCCAUGAAGCAUUCAUUUGUAAUCGUUGAACUGGUGUAAUUAUUUACAGAAUUUGAAAGACAUGGCUGGUAAUAAUAACCUCAGGGCCAAGAGAUUGUGUUUUUAAGCUACUUAGGGUGUUUGAUGUUAAAGAAUAACAAUAAUGUCUUAAGAUUUCGACAGGGCUACAUGAUACUUCUAUGGUUGAAACACUGUUAGGGAGGAAAUAAGUAUAGUUUUCUUGGUAUGAAGGGGAAAUCAUGAAUCUCUACAGUACGUGUUGUGCUGCUGGUCUGCAUGCUAAAUACUCAAAUAUCAUGUCCUGCUUUCUGAUUGGUAAAAUGAUUGAUAUAAAAUCUGCUUUAUUUUCUAGGCUAGAACGAUCAUAAAAGUGAUUUGUAAUCAGUGAAAAGAUGUACAGGCGAUACUGAGUGAAGCGCUGACACAAGGACACAUGCAUUGGGUUGCUUGAUGUUGUUUAUAAGGUGUCUUGAGGAGAAGCACAGGAAGGAUCUUUUAGCAGUACCAAAUUAAAUGUAUAUAUUUUUCCUGGUUAGGAAUCAAACCAUGAUAGGAACAUUUUAAGCACUCUAACUCAACCUGCUCAUCCUUAUGGCUGAAGUUUAAACACAAGGAAAAUGUUUACAUGCCUGUUUGUCUCUACGUCUUAAGGACUGCAUUAUGCUGACACUGAAUGCAGCCGUUACACUUGUUUCUUACAUCUAUGAAGAGAGUGUAUUGUCAUAAAAAUUGCAAUGAUCAUUUAACUCUUCCAUGUCCAUAUUGUGCAUUAAUGUGAGGAGCGUUUCAGUUUUCCCUCAUGUUUUGCAGACGCUGCCUUCUGCGUGAUAUGGUGAUCUAUGCAUUCAUGUUUCUGUGGGUUUCGCUGAAAGGUGGAUUUUUAGUGGUCUUUGAUUAUUAUAUUUUUGUAUCAAUGCAGUAUUAAAAACGUAUUUAUUGGAUUUAUAUUCUUACAGAAAAUAUUUUAUAUUAAUUUCUCUGAAAGAAAAAAGUCACAGUGCUCCUUAAUUUGACCGUGCUGUGAGAGAUUUGACUUGUCUCAGCCUGUUUUAGUUUACCCAACCUGAAGGGAAGUUCUUUGUGGCCUGUGUCCUGACUGCAGGCACGGCAUGAAGUUAACGAUGUGUGUGAAACUCAACUCUAACCCAACGCCUUAUGAUCUAAUGCCAGGAGGCGUGUUUGAUUUGUGCCUGUGGUACAGAGGAAAUCAAUGUUGUGCCUGUCACUGCAUUCUGCUAACUUAUGAAUAAAUACACAUGUAAAUAAACUUUGACUCAAUUGUUAUUCAUUCAUUAAAUACACACAUAUUAGCUGGAAGCAAAAAAAAGACAUUAUUACAGUAAAGAAAAUAUUUUCAUAUGAUAAUAAUACUCUGAUGAGAGGUGCACAGGAUAGGAAGUGCCCUUCUACCUAUGUUCUAAAUAACACUUAAAUCAAUCAUGAUUUUUUCCAGGUGUGAUUUCAUUUCCCCAUGAUGUCAAGAAGAAAUCUUGGCAAUUUGUUUUCCUCUCCUGUUUGAAAGACCAAACAUUUCUUUUGAAAACGGUACAGAUAAUCCCUGCAAACCUUCUUUUUGGCCUGUGCUUGAGUCUUAAACAGCAGAGAAAAACAAAACAAGGGUGAGAUUUUAAAAACAGGCCAACAGCGUCUCUGAGCUUCCAAAGAAAACACAGAUGAAUACAAAACACACUAACACAUAUUUACACGACAUAACAACAGUACAUCUGAACAGGUUUGAACUAGGAUUAAUGUGAAAA